Molecule: messenger RNA, 2019 nt
Organism: Insectozyma verbasci
Lineage: Eukaryota; Fungi; Ascomycota; Pichiomycetes; Serinales; Debaryomycetaceae
Source: the annotation of a GenBank genome assembly
AUGGUUUUAAAAUCUACAUCUUCAGGCAAUAUUUCAAUAUAUCAAGUCUCAGGUGCUAAUGUAUCUAGAUCAUUACCUGAUUGGAUAGCUAAAAAGAGAAAAAGGGAUUUGAAACAUGAUUUAGAAUAUCAAAAUAGAAUAGAACUAAUACAAGAUUUUGAAUUUAGCGAGGCAUCGAAUAAAAUUAAAGUCACUAAAGAUGGACAAUAUUGUUUGGCAACAGGUACUUAUAAACCUCAAAUACAUGUAUAUGACUUUGCAAAUUUAUCCUUGAAAUUCGAAAGGCAUACAGAUUGUGAAAAUAUUGACUUUAUUAUUCUAUCAAACGACUGGACUAAAUCAAUUCAUUUACAAAAUGAUAGAAGCAUUGAAUUUCAAACAAAAGGUGGAAUUUAUUUUAAAACAAGAAUACCCAAAUUUGGUAGAUCAUUAUCUUAUAAUCCGAUAAACUGUGACUUAUACGUAGGAAGUUCAGGAAAUGAAUUAUACAGAUUAAAUUUGGAGCAGGGUAGGUUUUUGAAUCCUUUUCAAUUAGAUACUGACUUAGGUGUUAACUCAGUUGAUAUAAAUCCUGUCCAUGGUUUGAUAAGUUGUGGAUUAGAAGAUGGUACAGUUGAAUUUUGGGAUCCAAGAUCAAAACAAAUAGCUGGUAAAUUGGAUAUGCAAGAUCAAGUAACGUGUGUUAAGUUUAGAAAUGAUGGUUUAAAUUUUGCAUGCGGGACAAGUUCAGGUAAAACUUUAUUAUACGAUCUACGUGCUUCUGAACCGUCAAUUGUUAAAGAUCAAGGAUAUGGAUUUGAAAUUAAAAAUAUAAGUUGGCUAGAAGAAUCAUUACACCCUGAAACUAUUUUAACUGGAGAUAAAAGAAUAGCUAAAAUAUGGAAUAAAGAUACUGGAAAACCAUUUGCUUCAAUGGAACCAACUGUUGAUAUAAAUGAUAUUUGUCAUGUUCCAAAUUCUGGUAUGUUUUUCUUAGCAAAUGAAGGUAUACCAAUGCAUACAUAUUAUAUACCUAAUUUAGGACCAGCUCCACAAUGGUGUUCAUUCUUGGAUAAUGUUACAGAAGAAUUGGAGGAAAAACCUUCAGAUUCAAUAUACUCAAAUUAUAAAUUUAUAACAAGAGAUGAAGUUUUAAAAUUAAAUUUGACUCAUUUAAUUGGUUCAAAAGUUUUAAGAUCUUAUAUGCAUGGUUUUUUUAUAGAUACGGAAUUAUAUGACAAGGUGCAACUUAUAUCCAAUCCAAAUUCUUUGAAGGAUCAAAGAGAAAGAGAAAUUAAAAAGAAAAUUGAAAAAGAAAGAGAAUCAAGAAUCAGAUCAACUGGUGCUAUCACAAAUACAAAAAUCAAAGUCAAUAAAGAUUUGGCGGAAAGAAUACAAGAAAAAGUUGGUAAUAAUGUGGCUGAGUCUGUUAUUAAUGAUGAUAGAUUUAAAGAAAUGUUUGAAAAUCCAGAUUUCCAAGUUGAUGAAGAAUCUCAUGAAUAUAAACAAUUAAAUCCUGUUAAAGCUCCAGGUAAGGAUAUAACAAAAACAAGAGGCUUAACUGCGGUUGAAUCUGAAGAAGAAAUGUCAAUUAAUGAAGAUGAAGAGGAUGAAGAAGAGGAAGAAGAUAGUGAUAACGAAGAAGACGACCAAUUAAAAGCCGCAAAUAGAGAAAAAGUCGAGAAGGAAUUGGCUAAAAUAAGAAGAAAAAAGGAAGAAGCUAAACGAUUCAGAAAUGAAAUGAAAAUUUUGUCAUCUGAAAGUGGACCAAAACAGCCUUCCACUUCAAAAGAAUCAUUUGAAUCACAAUUAAACAAAGUGAAUAAAGUUACAAAACCUCAUAAUGAUGAUUCAAGGUUACGAAGACAUGCUCGUGGAGAAGCAGAACUUACAUUUGUUCCGAAAAAGGAAAAGAAGUUUAAUAAAAAGAAAAUUAACAAUGAGGAUGAUGAUGAAAAUGGUAAUAAAAAUAAUGGUAGAACGAAACAAAGAUUUGAGGGUAGAAGAUUGGCUUCUAUAAACAAAUUUAGGGGUAUGUAA